AUGUGUGGAGUAGUUUCAACAGAGUUUCCACAUCUCACCGCUGGUAAAUUGGAACACGCACUGGCCUCUGAUGAUGUGCUGGCUCACUUCUUCAAUGACUUCUUAAGUCUGCCGUCUUUCUCAGAGGCUUUGCAGUACAACCAGGAGACAGGGCUGUUUGAGGUGGUGAGUGGGGCAGCUGAAUCUAUCUGCAGAAGAAAGAGAACAGUCCUGCACUGCAGCAAAUCACAACUACUUACCAGUAACCCCACAGUGCUGACCAGAACUCCUCCUGUAGACAACCAUUACACUGUUUAUUGUCUGGACAGAGAACAAGGAAUUCAGUGGAUCAUGGAGGAAAGAUUCCCCUUUUUCCUUCAAAGUGAUUACUACAUUGAAUACAGACUUGCCAAGUUGUUGUUUCAGUGGGACCCCCACCUCUGUAUCCAGAGAAGGAAAAGAAGCUCAAGCCGAACCACCAACUUCACAUAUCAACCCUCUGGCCAGAGGGAACAUAUCAAUGCAGAAUGCAUGGAAUCAUCCAGAUGUUUCUCCAGCUGUUCUGAGCCAGACAACCCUUGUACCUUUUCCUCUUUUCCCUCCUCAUAUUCCUCCUGCUCCUCCAACCUGCCAUCAGCUGGCAACUCAGAGAGGCAACAUCUCCAAGAGUCCAGCGGCCGGGAUUUUGAGUCUUCACAACUACAGCUGGAGUACCUGGCUGCUGGAGUGGUUAAACAGGUGCUCAACAAUGCCCUGAAAGGCAAUAGACCAGGCUUGGAUGCGUUCAAGGAGUUUCUGCGGGGAACGCCAGGGGAAAAGCUAAUUAAUCUCUGGAUGGAUAUAGAAAAACUGAAAGCUACACAGCACAGAGAGCGGAAGAACAGGUACUUGGUCCUGAUGAGGAGCCGGUACCUGCUGAGCAGCAGUCAGAGCAGCCUGAACACAGAGCUGCUCUCCAGACUGGAACUGAAGACCUCCCCCUGCUGGACAGAAGAGAAACUGUGUUCAGUUCAGCCCUGCCUCACUGAGGCUCUGCUCUACUACUGGGCCCCACGGUUCUGGAAGUCUCAGUGUGUUCAUGAAGACCAUGAUGACACCUCUAAUUUCUGCUCUGGCAGAAGUCAGUUUCUGGAAGGCAGGAGGAUGGAAAAGAUGUUACAGGCUCUCAGUGUAGACUCACGUGCCGGCUUGUACUUCACACACUUCUGUGUACAAUCUGGAAAUCAGCUUUGGGAGAAUGCAGUUUACUUCUGGACUGAUCUGCGGCACUACCAUGAGCUGUUCUACCAGGAUGGGAUGGACCCGUACAGAGUACAGAGAGAGGCACAGCUCCUAUACUCCACAUAUCUGUACACCUCUGCUAGAAGGAGCGUUGGUGUGGAUGAGGAGAUCAGGAGGAAGGUGUACAACAGACUAAUGCCGGCUUUUGAGGAGCUGUUUGACGAGGUUGAGGAACACACCCUGAACAUCCUGCUGCAGCCAUGGACACUGCUGGUAGGCAGGGAUGAAGAGUCCUUCCAGAAGGUGUGUGUGCAGGAGGAGGUCCACAGGGUUGAAAGUCAGGAGUACACUGAACUCCAGAGUGUGUAUGAGGAAUCAGAGCACCGACUGAAACAGGUGCAGCAGUCUGGGUCCAUACUAUCUCCCUCUCCUAUUGCUUCUUCUACUCCCUCCUCAAAGGGCCUCCAAGCACCUAUCUCUUGGUCCAGUGCGUCUCCAAAUUACCAAGGUUACCGUCUAGGUUCCUUACUUCGUCAUCGCCACGAGAUUCGGCACUUUAUGUCUUUCCUCCAGAAUCAGGAUGCCAGUGUUCAUCUGACAUGUUGGCUGGAUUUGGAGCAGUACAGGAGGACUCCUCAGCGGGACAAGGCUGUCAAACAAGAGAGGUCCUCUCACAUUGCAACCAAAUACCUCAACAGGAAGUACUUCUUUGGUCCUGACAGCCCUGCCUCCACACAACAACAGAAUGAUAUAAUGCAUCUGGCAGGUGGACUGGAGCGUCUGAAGUUGGAGUGUCUGUCAAAUGUGGUUGUUGUGGAGAUCCAGGACAUCGUCAGGCAUCACAUUGAGAAAACAUGGCUGCCUCAGUUUCUGUCCACAGCAGAGUUCACAGAGCGACAGAAACACAAACCAAAGGUUACUGACACAGCUGUGAAGCUUCUGUAACAGGAGUCAUCAAGAUGUGUUGGAGGGUGGAAGCAGGCUGAGGGUUUAUGGAUGAGUUCUUCCAAAGAGAUUCUCCUGUUUCGACAGAUCUUACUCAACCCUGUCACCUGUCUGCAAUUCCAGCACUUUGUCUCCCUGAAGGGAGACUUCCUGGAGAACGACAUGCUCUUUUGGUUGGAGGUCCAGAGGUAUAAGGACCUUUGUCACUCUCACAGCGACGAGGCCACCAUCCAGCAGAAGAUCUCCACCAUCAUCAACUGUUUUAUCAAUUCGUCCAUGCCCCCCAGUCUGCAGAUAGACAUCCCUCCUGAGCAGGCCCAGCACAUUCUGGAGAAACGCCACAAGCUCGGCCCUUACAUCUUCAGAGAAGCACAGAUGUCAGUGUUCAGUGAACUGCUGAAGGUGGAUGAGAGGAGGAGAGCCCAGGAAGAGCAGGAGUCAGACGAAUCCAGUUGUAGAGAGGAGGAGGACAUGGGCAAUGUAGAAGAAGAACGAGAGGGGAGAAGUGGAAAAAAGCAGUGGAGGACACAGAGCAGAGUGCUGCCGUCUCCCACACAGCCGCUGUCGUGGUCCUACUCCAAGUACAUGGCAGCUCUGAAGAGGGAGGAGGUGCUGCUGAGGAAAAAGAGUCAGCUGGAAGCAUCGUUCUCCACUGCCUCAGACUCCUCCUCUUACUGCAGUGUCAACUCAGCAGGCAGCAAGCACAGCCACAGGCAGUCACAUCGCUCCUCAACAGCAGACAGUAAACAGUGUCACAGAUAUAACAGAGGUUUAAGAGCCUGCAACAUGAAAUGAAACCAAAGCUCAGGGUGGCUGACAGCGACAAAGGUUGAGGCUGGGUUUAUAGAUGAUGUAAG
Seriola dumerili (greater amberjack) is the source of this 3002-nucleotide messenger RNA. It is a transcript of the gene rgs22, whose product is annotated as regulator of G protein signaling 22. The transcript has 26 exons. The record is from RefSeq and is a predicted model, not a curated record. Gene Ontology annotation, biological process: regulation of signal transduction. Lineage: Eukaryota; Metazoa; Chordata; Actinopteri; Carangiformes; Carangidae. Gene Ontology annotation, molecular function: G-protein alpha-subunit binding.